Messenger RNA from Diuraphis noxia (Russian wheat aphid), 4428 nucleotides. Its product is annotated as leucine-rich PPR motif-containing protein, mitochondrial-like. Gene Ontology annotation, cellular component: mitochondrion; nucleus. Gene Ontology annotation, biological process: regulation of mitochondrial translation. Lineage: Eukaryota; Metazoa; Arthropoda; Insecta; Hemiptera; Aphididae. The record is from RefSeq and is a predicted model, not a curated record. Gene Ontology annotation, molecular function: protein binding; mRNA 3'-UTR binding.
UAAGAUCGAAGCGGCAGCUAGGUAUUAGUGAAAAUUUUUUCGGCGACUGAAUUUUGCAGGUCGUUGACUAAUUGUAUUUAUAAUUUUUUUUUAAUCGAUUUAUUAGAAGUUUCAUACAUUUCGACCGUCAUGUCUGUUUUAAUUCAGUGCUCAAAGCACAUACGCACAGCGUACAAUUUAGGCCGCCAUAGGAUUAGCAACACAUUAAUAUCAAAUACGAAUUCUCAUAUUUCCCAAAAAACAUUUCCAGAAACCAACAAUAAUGGAAGUAUUCCAUAUCGCAAUACAAAUAUACUCCCAAAUCGGUCAUUUUUUUCAUCAGCUAUUCAUCAAAACUCGUCACUUAACAAAAUUGAUGAAUGUAUUAAAAAACUUGAUUUUGAUUUAAGACGAAUGGGACGUAUUUCGAAGAGGGAAAUUGAAGAGAUUCUUAAUGAAAUUCAGAUUUCUAAAGCUGCCACUCCAUCACAGUCAUUAAUGGUCCUUCGAUGUUGUGGUAACUUCGUACCUGAUGAAUUGCCUGAAAAUCGAACAAUAUUAGUUCAAAAAAUAUGGCAAGCUAUAAAUAAAAUCGGUGUUCCUCUGGAUAUAAGUCAUUACAACACAUUGCUGAAAGUAUAUUUGGAAAAUAAUUAUGUAUUCUCCCCAACUGAAUUUUUGGAAAAUUUGGAGAAAGCAGAUAUUACACCUAAUCGUGUAACUUUUCAACAUUUAAUCACAGGAUAUUGCCAAAAUGGUGAUAUUGCUGGGGCUAGUCGCAUAUUAGAAUAUAUGCGUGAUAAACAGCUACCAAUCAACAAAAUAGUUUUUAAUGCUUUAGUCAUGGGUCAUUCACAAAAUAGUGAUAUGGAGAGUGCUGUAGGUGUUUUAAAUGUUAUGAAAGAAUCAAAUCUAGAACCCACAUCAGACACAUAUACAUUAUUAGCUUCAGGGUAUGCUAAAAAUGGUGAUAUUGGUAAAUUAAUAGAUGUUUUGGACACCUGUGAUAAUAAGGAAAUAUAUUUAAGUGACAAAGAAUAUCUAGAUAUCGUAUAUUCAUUGGCAGUCAAUGGUCAUAGUGAUAAAAUCGAUCAAAUAUUGGCUAGAAUUCCAAAAACCUCUGGAUAUAAUCAAGAUGCUAUUAAUUGUAUUUAUAAAUUAGUCACUUGUGGCCAUGAAGAAAUUGCAUUUAAAAUAUUCGAUACAAUGACAAAACCAUUAAAGGCUGAUGGAACUUCUCCACCAAUUGGCCGUUUCUUGAUUGGACAUCUUACAAAAGUUAAUAGUUCUUUGGAUAAUGUUAUUGGGUUUUGCAAGAAGUUAGUAUCUGAAGGGUCAAAUUCUAAAGCAUUUGAAAUUGCAACUGAAAUGGCAUUGAAAAAUGGGUCAGUUGAUAUAGCAUUAGGCAUGUUUGAGUAUUUGAAAGAAAAUGGGCAACCUAUUAGACAACAUUACUUUUGGCCAAUUUUAGUUGCUAAAGAUAAACAAAAUGAUUUGCAAGGAUUAAAAAAUGUGCUGAGUAUUAUGGUUAACAAGUAUGAAUUAAACCCUAAUAUCGAUACCCUUCGGUAUUAUGUUUUACCAACAAUGUUUAAAAAUAAUUUGGAUGGAACAAAAAUCAUCAAUGAGUUGCAAUUGUUGGGUAUACCUUCAGGCACUACUACACAUUCAUUAGUGUUGUAUUUACUGUCUGAAAAAAAGAUUCGUUUAGCGGCAGACAUUGCUGCUACUAGCCGUGCUUUCUAUGUUCCUUCUUUAAUUCGCCGUCCUUUAGUUAAUGCAUUUUUAGCUGGUAAUGAUAUAACAUCAUUAAUUAUAUUACUCCAACAAAUUUGCAAUGGAUUUUCGCGAUACUCUCUUGUAACUGCCCCUGAAUUGUCAAAACAAGACAAAUUUGAUAAAAACUCGAUUCAUACAGAAGACCAAAUCACUGAAAUGCGAGAAUUCAUCAGUCAAGUUCUAAUUGACSUUGUGCGAAGUUUAAAACAGACUUCAGGAGUUGUGGAAAUUGUUCAUGAAUUAUUAGAAAACAUGUAUGGAAAAGGCUUGGGAAUUAAUUCUUAUGCAUCAGAACAAGUACAAAAUCUUCUACAAGGAAAAUUAACAUUUGAAAUAACAAGUUUAUUAGAAAAUUUAACAGAUUCUAAUUUAGUGCUUAAAGCUGAAUUGAGUGCCAAGCCAGGAGGUUAUACAUUAUCUAAUGUAGAUGAAAGUACAUUGGAAAACAUCAUUAGCAAAGCAGAAGCCUCUGGUGAAGCUAAAAACGGAACUAAAAGACAAUUAUUAAAUUUGUAUUGUAAAAAUAACAAUUUUGAAAAAGCUUCUGCAUUUAAAGAUAAAUUAAUAGCUGAAGGAUUUAGUAUACCACCUGGAUCAAUGGUUUUACUUAUUGAUAUGUACUUAAAUCACAAUAAACUGGACGAAGCAAAACAAAUUUUACAUGAAUUAAAAACUAAUAGUUCUGAAUUUACCUUAGACAAAUUUAAGGUUGUUAAAAUGGCGGAAUUGAUAGCUAAAACUGAUGGUAUUGAAAACGCUAUAGAUUUUCUAUCUUCACUUAAACAAUUUGAUGAUAAUACUGAGUUUACAUCAUUUCAACAUGCCAAUCUUUGUUGGAAAUUAUUAAAUACUGUUGCUGAAAGUGGCAAUGUAGAAAAUCUUCAAAAAAUAUUUGAUUUACUUAUCAAGAAUAACUACAUUACUGUUUCAAAUAUACUUUUAGGACCAUUAAUCAAAGUUCAUAUUGUCAACAACGAUAUUAAAGGAGCUCUGGAUAAAUUUGAAUGGUGUUGCAAGACAUACAGAUGUACUCCAUGGAAAAACGAAUUAGCUUUAAAGUUUAUUCAAGCAGAAGAUGCUAUUUCCUUACAAGUGUUAACUGACUUAAGUACUACUGUACAUGGUGAAGUAAAUUCUCUGUAUGAUCUUAUGUUUGCAUUUAUUGAAUGUGGGCGUGUCAAACAAGCCCGUAAAAUUUUGGAAACCCCAGGUUUACGAACUAGACAAGAUCGUAUUAAUUCAGCUUGUGCCAAAUAUGGAUUGGAUAAUGAUGAAAAAUCCCUCAUUCGUUUACUAGAAGUUACAAAAAACAUUGGUCAAUUUGACAGGACUAAUAUAUUUAAUGAACUCCUCCAGUUAUACAGUAAAAAUAAUAGAGUAGAAGAAGCAAUGGCUCUUUGGACUCAAAUGCAAGAAGAAGAUUGCCAACCAUCAGAAAAUUUCAUGUGGUCUUUAAGCCAGCUUUUAAAGAAAAAUGAACUCGAAGUUCCAUUUACAGUUAAGAAACCAAAACAAAAUGUUUCAGUUGUCCCUAGUGAYGUUAACAAAACUUUAUCUACUGAUCUUGAGUCAUGUAUCWAUARUAAUAACAUCACUCAAGCUCUUGCGUUACGUAAAACUUUACGAUCCAAAGGAUAUAAUAUUAACUCCUCACUUGAAUCUAAAAUUAUUGAGUUGUUAACUCGUGAAAAAAAAUUGAAUGAAGCAUUUGAAAUUGCUAAAGACAUGUUGGAAAAUAAUAGACCAAUAACAAAAAGUAUAUUAAAUUUUUUGGUAAAAAAUCUUUCAGCAGCUGGCCACACAAGAAGUUUAGAAUAUCUUAAUGAAAAAGUUACCAAGGUUAUGAGCAGUAAAUUGAAUUUGAACAACAAAAUAUUUAAUGCUUAUCAAGCAAAUGGUAAUGUUAAUGACUUAUUAGUUCGUUUGGAAACUGAUAUCGAUGAAAGAUUAAAUGAUACAAAUAAAUUAUCUGAAUUYAUAAAGAAUGUGCCAGGUGGUAAUUUAGUGAGCAUCUUAAAUAAAGACUCAUMUUUCAUACCAAUAAUUGAAAGAUUACACACCAAAAUCUCACCACAUGGUUAUAAAGUGUUUGCAAAUAGUUUGUGGUCUCAUUUCAUGUUGAAUAAAAUGUUUGAUGAGGCUUCUAACAUCGCCAAAGAAUUAGAAAAUGAAAAGUUUAUUCAGUAUCGACAAUUACUAGCUGAUAUUCGGAAUAACAACAAUAUUGAGUUGGGCUAUAAGCUCUUAGAGGUUAUACCAACUUUUAAGGAAGUCAAUCAGAAUGCAAACCUAGGGUUAAUUUAUAGUGCUAUAAUUGAUUCUUAUGUUAAUCAAAACAACGUCAUUGAAGCUAGCCAAGUAUUGGAUAAGGCUUUAGAAAAAAUUACACUUGCAGAUAUAAACAAAUCGGCUGUAUUAAGAAUUAAAAAAAAUUUUGAUUCCCUGGGAGAAAMAUUUAAAUACGACACAGAUAUUUUAGAAAAGAAAAACUUCAAGAGUUCAAAUAUUCAUAGUGACGAUUCUAGUGAUUCAUCUGAUGAUGAAAAAGUAGCUAAAGUCUAAACAAAWUAUUUUAAGUGUUUACAAAGUAGUAUAUUCCUUCAUUAUAAAUUGUGUUAUUGUAUUUUUUGUCAUGUAAAUAUAUUUUAACUAAUUAAAAGUCCUAAAUUG